GUAAUUUUUUAGACUAAUUUUUUUUAACCAUAGGCUAUUAGCCUUGGAAAUUGGCGUAAUAAUCUGAAAAAUACCGUGAAAUCAUUACUUCAGUGUUCUGAUUUAAUUUUUAUUUCUGUUCAAUAUAGUUGCAGCUGGGUGUUGCCCCAUCAGGUAACAGGAACCAGCUAAGAUUAUUCCGAGUUGGUAUGAGACUAGAAGCUAAAGACAGAGCCAAUCCUGCCCUCAUUUGUGUAGCUACAAUAACUGAUAUUAACGAUAAUAAAUUACUCAUUCAUUUUGAUGGCUGGUCAAACCGGUACGACUACUGGUGUGAUCCGGAUACAGUUGAUAUCCACCCGAUAGGCUGGUGUGCUAAUAAAGGAAUACACCUUCAACCACCUCAUGGUCGGCAUGGUCGGUUUACUUGGGAGGUAUAUCUACAGGAGGUUGGAGCAGAGAGAGUGCCAGAUGAGGCCUUCACACCAGCUCAAAGACAAUAAUUAUUAUUAUUGGUGUAGUGGAGUUUUACUGUUUUAGCAGUUGACUUUUGUGUAUUUAGGUAUAAAUAUUACACAUUUUUAACUCGUAACUAUUACUAUUAUCAUUGACAUUUUUACUUCUUUGAUUUUUACUUUGUGAUUGGCCAACUCAUGAUUUAUAUAACA
This is a messenger RNA of Amphimedon queenslandica, 647 nucleotides long. RefSeq names its product lethal(3)malignant brain tumor-like protein 1. NCBI's taxonomy places the organism in Eukaryota, Metazoa, Porifera, Demospongiae, Haplosclerida, Niphatidae. Gene Ontology annotation, molecular function: chromatin binding; histone binding. Gene Ontology annotation, biological process: negative regulation of DNA-templated transcription. The record is from RefSeq and is a predicted model, not a curated record. Bases 189 to 482 code for a protein of 97 amino acids. The transcript is spliced from 2 exons. Gene Ontology annotation, cellular component: nucleus.